Molecule: messenger RNA, 678 nt
Organism: Poecilia latipinna (sailfin molly)
Lineage: Eukaryota; Metazoa; Chordata; Actinopteri; Cyprinodontiformes; Poeciliidae
Product: C-X-C motif chemokine 11-like
Exons: 4
Coding region: 65-418 (117 amino acids)
Biological process (GO): immune response
Cellular component (GO): extracellular region
Molecular function (GO): chemokine activity
Source: RefSeq, a predicted model, not a curated record
AGCAUCAGCAGCUCAAACCAAAGACAGACGCUGAGGCUGACCCUGAAGCUUCUAGACCCACAAGAUGAAAUCCGCUGUGAUUGGAUUUGUGGCCUGCCUGUUUCUCCUCUGUGCUCAAGCUCAGCCAGCCAACAGGUCCAAUAAAUGCAAGUGUUCCAGCAGCUUCCUGAACAGGGUCCGACUGCAGAGCAUCCUCACAGAGCCUGUUGUUUACCACCCAAGUACCUUCUGCCCCCGCACUGAGAUCAUUGUUACACUGGCAAACAAGGAAAAGUGUGUGGAUCCAAAGUCACGAAUUGGACAGCUUAUCUUGAAUCUGAAGAACAGAUCCAGAAAAACUGGAGCUGUGUACACAACGAUGGUUCCAGCUCACACUUCCACUUCAGGCUCAACACAGCAGGCGACAUCCAGACUGUAGAACUCAGUUCUGAAAGCUGAAGGUGCCGAGCACCAACUGUGCUUUUCUGUUUCACAAUAACACCACUCUAAAUGCAGCAAAUGUAGAAAAUACCCAGUGAUCAUGAUGGCCAGUUUCUUUACCUUCUGUAUACUUUAUUAUUCCUUGUUAAAAAGUCUUUAUAUACUUUGAAUGUAAAAUACAACUGUAUAGUUUUUAUAUACUCUACAGCUUUUAGAAAUUAGUUUUCUACUAUGGGAAAUAAAAACAACCUCAUACUU